Messenger RNA from Belonocnema kinseyi, 1093 nucleotides. It is a transcript of the gene Lamtor3, whose product is annotated as ragulator complex protein LAMTOR3-A. NCBI's taxonomy places the organism in Eukaryota, Metazoa, Arthropoda, Insecta, Hymenoptera, Cynipidae. Gene Ontology annotation, cellular component: Ragulator complex. The record is from RefSeq and is a predicted model, not a curated record. Bases 109 to 483 code for a protein of 124 amino acids. The transcript has 3 exons. Gene Ontology annotation, biological process: positive regulation of TOR signaling; cellular response to amino acid stimulus.
CAUGACAUGAUAUUCUAUCUGUCAAAGUGUUUAUGGCUAAUUCUAACAAUUUGAUUUUCUGAUAAUAUUCCAGUAAAAUCAGAAAAAAAGCUAAAAUUAUUCUGCAAAAUGGCGGCGGAAACAAAAAAGUUCUUACACGAACUUUUAAAUAGCGUUGAAGGUCUCUACAGUAUAUUAAUAACAGAUCGAGAUGGAGUUCCAGUUUUAUCUGUUGCAAACGAGGCAGCACCAGAAUUAGGAAUGCGAACUAAUUUUCUUUCCACCUUCACCAUGGCCACGGAACAAGGAAGUAAAUUGGGCCUCGGGAAAAAUAAGAAUGUCAUAUGCAUGUAUAGUACUUAUCAGGUAGUCCAGAUUAAUAAACUUCCCUUGGUAGUCAGUUUUAUCGCUAGUCACACAUGCAACACAGGACACAUUCUCUCCCUCGAGAAUAAAAUUGACCCGAUCUUGAGCAGUUUAAAAAGUGCCGUCGCAGAAGCCUGAUGGUUACCUGUUGUGCAUUACGGGUGAUAAACAAAAAUUCAGGGCUGAAAGAAUUUUCAUAUACUCUAUACAGGGUGUCUCAUCACCUCUGAAACAGCCGGAAGUAUCUAAUAGCGUGCCAAAAAAAUAAACAAAAAAUUUCUCUAGCAAAAAGCUGCCGAUGAGUAACGAGCUUGAGCGGACUUUUUUAUUUAUUUGGUUAUGCACUAUUACAUAUUUCCAGCGGUUUCAUAUGUGAUGGGACACUCUGUAUAGAUAAAAAAUAUAGAGUAUAUUAAAAAUAUUAAGAUAUCGAUAAAUUUGGUCAUUUCUGACGAAUAACUGAUUGAUUAACCAUAAAAGUUCAAGAAAGAUUUUAACUAAUUGUACAAAUUUGUCUAAUAUCAAAAUAUUUGAAUGUCUACGAAAUGUUAAUAUAUUGUCUACAAAAUCUUCACGUAGAAAUAAUUUGAAGAUCUUUAGGAAAACUCAAGACAUUUUUACGAUAGGUAGAAUUUUUUGCUCUUCUAGUAAAUUAUAACUGUUGAAAGAGCUAAGGUUUGCUGAUUUAGUAAAUCGUGAAUGGUCUAUAGCUUAAUAUUUAGAAUACACUGUACAUAAGAUCUUGGUG